GGAACCACGUGACCGGACGCGCCGCCGGGGCCGGGUCGGGAUCGGGGCCGAGGCCGGGAACGAGCUCCGCUCCGGGAUGUUCCGCAUCGAGGGGCUGGGGCCCAAGAUGGACCCGGAGGAGCUGCGGCGGAAGAUGCGCCGCGACGUGCUGGCCUCCGUCCGCAACUUCCUCAUCUACGUCGCACUGCUGCGGAUCACUCCGUUCAUCCUGAAGAAGCUGGACAGCAUAUGAGCCCUGGGGGCCGGCGGGAUGGCCUGCAGCUGCUGCCCGUGUCGCCUGGGCGCGGCCCCGCCGGAGCGCUGCCUGUGCUGUGAAGAAAGGCCCGGCCCGCGCAGCUCGCGGCGGCAAUAAACGGGAGAGCGGCUGUGCCGCGGCCCUGCU
This is a messenger RNA of Onychostruthus taczanowskii (white-rumped snowfinch), 382 nucleotides long. RefSeq names its product translocase of outer mitochondrial membrane 5 (gene TOMM5). Gene Ontology annotation, cellular component: mitochondrial outer membrane translocase complex. Bases 77 to 232 code for a protein of 51 amino acids. The transcript has 2 exons. The record is from RefSeq and is a predicted model, not a curated record. NCBI's taxonomy places the organism in Eukaryota, Metazoa, Chordata, Aves, Passeriformes, Passeridae.